This is a messenger RNA of Teleopsis dalmanni, 2103 nucleotides long. It is a transcript of the gene CoRest, whose product is annotated as REST corepressor. Bases 292 to 2016 code for a protein of 574 amino acids. Gene Ontology annotation, molecular function: transcription corepressor activity. The record is from RefSeq and is a predicted model, not a curated record. The transcript has 12 exons. Gene Ontology annotation, cellular component: transcription regulator complex; histone deacetylase complex. Gene Ontology annotation, biological process: negative regulation of DNA-templated transcription; regulation of transcription by RNA polymerase II. NCBI's taxonomy places the organism in Eukaryota, Metazoa, Arthropoda, Insecta, Diptera, Diopsidae.
AUUGUAAGUUAGGAAAUCAUUUCAGUAGUCUGCAUCAUGAACUGAAGUUUUGACUGUUGAUUAGUGGUUUGUUUGUUAAUUAAACGCAUGCUUUAAUUGUAUAAAUUUUACAAAUCCAUUUAAACAAAAUCCUGUGUAUAUAUUUUAAAAUUGUGUAUUAAGAAUCUAUAUUGAAGUGAUUUUUUUUGGUAAAAGAUUUUUAGAAACUGCUUAAAAUUUAUUGUGUGAAAGGAGUUUGUACUAACAUUAACGCUGGAGAAACAAAAUCGAGUUAAGUUAAUUCGUGACAAGAUGGUAUUAGCUGAACGAAAUGCAGAGCUUGUCAGGAAUGGGCGACGAUCCCGAGGUCCAAGUCCAAAUGGACACAGUGCAAGCGCUGGUAAUAGUAAUGGCGCUGUUGUCGGUGGUGGCGGCGCUGGUACUCCGGAGACUAGUUCAGACGAUGAUAACUUUAAGAGAAAUGGCAAAUCUAAAACUAAGGCUAUUGAAUAUGAGGAAAAAAUUCGAGUCGGGCGCGAUUAUCAAGCUGUGUGCCCUGCACUGAUACCUGAAGGCGAUCGAAAGCCAGAAAUAUUAAAUGACCGUGCAUUACUUGUAUGGUCACCAACAAAGGAAAUACCUGAUUUAAAACUGGAGGAAUAUAUAUCUGUAGCUAAAGAAAAAUAUGGUUAUAACGGCGAGCAGGCGCUCGGGAUGCUGUUCUGGCAUAAACAUGAUCUUGAACGUGCAGUUAUGGAUUUGGCGAAUUUUACACCUUUUCCAGAUGAAUGGACAGUGGAAGAUAAAGUACUUUUCGAGCAGGCCUUUCAAUUUCAUGGCAAGAGUUUUCAUCGCAUACGACAGAUGUUACCAGAUAAAUCAAUAGCCAGUUUGGUUAAAUAUUAUUAUUCGUGGAAAAAGACAAGACAUAGGCAAAGCGUCAUGGACAGAACAGAGAAGGUCAAAUCUAAUAAAGAAGGUUCAGAAAAUGGCAGCGAAAACGGAAGUAAUGAAGAAUCAGAUAGCGAAGAUAAGGUUUAUGGGUCAAAUGGUCAAGCAAAAGCAAAUAGUAGCGGCAGCGUUAUCAGUGAAAUUUUAAGCAAAUCGAAAAAACCAAGCGAUCUUACCGCAAAUGAAAAUGAUAAUGAAAGUGGUGGCCGCAACACACCUUCAAGCAAUAGUGGUGUAGGUGGUUUUUGCAGUAAUUGCGGUGUUAUUUGCAAUGUUCUUUGCGUUUCUCCCCUGGGAAAAAUGUGCUCCAGUUGCCACCAUCAUUGGAGACGAACCGGCAACAAGCGACCAACUUCCGGUCCUACAUUUGGCAAAAGGGUAAGAGACCCAACAGCCGAUCGUCACGAACGAAAGCCUCCAAAGGGAAUAUAUAUUAAUCAUGAUGAUAUUAUUACUUUGGCUAGUCCAAAUGGCGCCCGAGAUUUUUUUAAGGGUAUCGAAAGAAAAAUUAUCUCCCUCCAUACUCAAGUGCAACUAAACAAACAAACUAUAUCUAGUUUAAAACGUAAAACUACUGAAAAUGUGGAAGACUUGCGUCCUGCUGAAGUUGCAAAUCGUAUUAAUUCUCGUUGGUCAAAUGAGGAAAUAAAUUUGGCUGUGCAGGGAAUCCGUAAAUAUGGGAAAGACUUUCAACUCAUAGCUGAAACACUUGGUACAAAAACAGAAUCACACGUACGCACCUUUUAUAUAAAUUAUCGGCGUCGUUAUAAUUUAGACCAAGUACUUAAGAAACACGAAGCGGAAAAAGAUGGUUCCAAUAUGGAUACUGCCAACACUAAUAAAAAGAGUGAAAAAAAAGAAAACAGCGGAGUAAAUGAAGAAUCUGAUAACACUACAUCUAGUGAGACCACCAUAUCAAAAUCAACAACUGAUGAAGCAAAAUCAUCUAGUUCAAUAAAGUUAAAAGAAAAUAUUAUUAUGGAGAUUGACUUAGAUGAUGAACCGUCUGAAGUAACACCACCAGCUUCAAAAAAAAUCGGAUUGAAUGUAGGCAAUUUGGAUGUGCCUAAACCAACAACUGUUUAGAUACUUUAAAGAUCCUGUUUUCGUGUUUAAAAUCUAUUAAUGUAAGUUCACGCUCAGAAUAUAACUCAAAACGAAGAUUGUCUUCAA